UCACGAGCCUAGGCCCGGAGCUGUCCAUCAGCACCAAAGGCCGCGCGGGCGGGCUCAGGGCAUGGGGCCGCGGCUCUGGGGCGGCCUGAGCCCCUGCUCCUGCUCCUGCUCCUCUCCCUUCUCCAGGCUCUCUCUACCCGAGUUCCCGGACGCCGCGGGACUGGAGCGCCAGGCAGUGUUGUUCCAAGCGGAGCGGCGCCCGUGGCCGAGCGGAGACGGAUCCCUCCGGCGGUCCAGCAGCCCCCUUUCCCCUGCACCAGGGGACUUUGGCCCGGACCAGAACUCGGUCAGCUGGGACCUCUGGCACCCAGCCACCCCCGGGCUUCUCCGGCCUCUUCGCUCCGGAGCUCAGGUCGCCUCCAGCCCAGACAGACUCGGCAGGGUGAUCCUCUUCUGUCCCCAGCGCUAUGUCCGGCACUUUGGCAACACUGCGGUUCCAGCUGCUGCCCCCCGAGCCAGAUGAUGCCUUCUGGGGUGCACCCUGUGAACAGCCCCUGGAGCGUAGGUACCAGGCACUGCCCGCCUUCAUCUGCAUCAUGUGCUGUCUGUUCGGAGUCGUCUACUGCUUCUUCGGUUACCGCUGCUUCAAGGCGGUGCUCUUCCUCACGGGCCUGCUCUUCGGCUCCGUGAUCAUCUUCCUGCUGUGCUACCGAGAGCGGGUGCUGGAGACGCAGCUGAGCGCCAAGGCGAGCGCAGGCAUCGCCCUGGGCAUCGGGCUGCUAUGUGGGCUGGUAGCCAUGCUGGUGCGUAGCGUGGGCCUCUUCCUGGUGGGCCUGCUCCUGGGGCUGCUGCUGGCCUCCGCGGCCUUGCUGGGCUCGUCACCCUACUACCAGCCAGGUUCUGUGUGGGGCCCCCUGGGGCUGCUCCUGGGGGGCGGCCUGCUGUGUGCCCUGCUCACACUGCGCUGGCCCCGCCCGCUGACUACUUUGGCCACCGCUGUCACGGGGGCAGCGCUCAUUGCCACCGCUGCUGACUACUUUGCCGAGCUGCUGCUGCUGGGGCGCUAUGCUGUGGAGCGGCUACGGGCAGCCCCCGUACCCCAGCUCUGCUGGCGUAGCUGGGCCGUGCUGGCCCUCUGGCCUCUGCUCAGCCUGAUGGGCGUGCUGGUGCAGUGGCGGGUGACUGCCGAGAGGGAUUCCCACACAGAAGUGGUCAUCAGCCGGCAGCGGCGACGGGUGCAGCUGAUGCGGAUUCGACAGCAGGAGGAACGCAAGGAAAAGCGGCGGAGAAAGAGACCCCCCAGAGCCCCCUCCAGGGGAAAUAGGGCUCCUCCAAGGCCCAGGCCCCCUGACCCUGCAUAUCGGCGUAGGCCAGUGCCCAUCAAACGUUUCAAUGGAGAUGUCCUCUCCCCGAGCUACAUCCAGAGCUUUCGGGAUCGGCAGACGGGCAGCUCCCUGAGCUCCUUCAUGUCCUCGCCCACAGAGGCAGACUAUGAGUACGGGUCCCAGGGGCCGCUGACCGCCUGCUCAGGGCCACCUGUGAGGGUAUAGCAGCCUGCUGUUCCUGCCGACCCAAAUUCUGGUCACCAGCGCUGUCAGCUAGGGAAGACUGCUGGGUUCUGCAGCCUCUGGCUAUCCCUUUCUUUGCUCUGGUAGGGGCAGCCAGGACACCAGCAGGGAAGACGUGCCUCUGGCAUGGCUUGACCUUGGGGCAAGCCCCUUCCCCAGUGUCUGCGGGACUCCUGGGGGAUAUACUGGAGGGCGAGCUCUGUUUCAGGUGUGCUCAGGGUUAUGAAUGUGCCACCUGUGUGUGUGUGUGUGUGAGGA
Molecule: messenger RNA, 1766 nt
Organism: Suncus etruscus (white-toothed pygmy shrew)
Lineage: Eukaryota; Metazoa; Chordata; Mammalia; Eulipotyphla; Soricidae
Gene: TMEM198
Product: transmembrane protein 198
Exons: 5
Coding region: 408-1490 (360 amino acids)
Biological process (GO): positive regulation of canonical Wnt signaling pathway
Cellular component (GO): cytoplasmic vesicle; plasma membrane
Source: RefSeq, a predicted model, not a curated record